This is a messenger RNA of Peronospora farinosa, 387 nucleotides long. The record is from the annotation of a GenBank genome assembly. NCBI's taxonomy places the organism in Eukaryota, Oomycota, Peronosporomycetes, Peronosporales, Peronosporaceae.
AUGGACGGCCAAGUCGUGGAACUUACAGAGGCCGAACAAGCGCAACACCAACUGCAGAUGGAGCAGCAACUUAAGUCGUUUUGGGCAAAACAGCUGUUGGAAAUGGAACAAUUGGAAGUCGGGAGUGAACAAGACUUUAAGAACCAUAAUGACCUGCCAUUGGCACGUAUCAAGCGUAUCAUGAAAUCCGACGAGGAUGUGCGUAUGAUUAGUGCAGAAGCACCAGUACUGUUUGCCAAGGCCUGUGAGAUGUUUAUUUUAGAGCUCACAUUGCGCUCGUGGGGCUACUCGGAAAAGAAUAAACGGCGAACGUUGCAAAAAGAGGACAUCCAGACGGCGAUUCGAAACACGGACAUUUUUGACUUCCUCGUGGAUGUGAUUAAUUAG